GUCACACUGUACGAAUGGAAUGUUGAGAAAAACUACAAAAACUGAAAAGAACUUGUUUAUUUAUUAAGCUAAAUCAGAAGAGGUCGUGGAUUUAUUUGUUAACUAUGUGUAGACCGAGUGAUAAAGAGCAAUGUACGCGUGUUUGCAAUGCAUAACACUAAGAAAUCAACGAGAUUUAUGUGACGAAAUUUCAUAAACUUGCAGCGUGCAGCUCGAGGAGAUCGUGAUAUGCGGUAAACUGUCUAUUAUGCGCCAGUGGCCACGGAACCCGCCGGAAACCCCAAAACCAUGUGGCCCGUUGGCUGCAUCCACGCCGCGCUGCUCAUCCUCGCAGUGGUGGCGUGCCCAACUAGCUGUCAACAAGUUCCUCUGGCCAUAGCCAACUUAACUAGCAACCAAGUGCCUACGGACCCGGGGUUCAUGCCCCUGCAGCAGUCUCCAGCGAGCGUCUUCUUUGUCAAUCACAAUCAGCAGAAUGCAAUGCAAUUGCGACACAGCAUGGAGGGCAAGCUGCGGAACAUUCGCAGUAUGGAGAUGAGAGUGGCUAAAAUCCAGGAAAUCUUUGACUCUAUGCAAUACAGCAGCGUUAACGGAGCCCCUCUCACUCGUCAAGCUCCGAGCAACGACAGUAACCGGAGUAAUCCCCAGCUGCAGCGGGAUUUGCAAACGUUCAGCAGCCGCCUGAGCAAAAAACUGCAAAAAGCCACCCACGUGGUGCUGGAGCUGCGAGACCUCCUUCGGUACAAUCUUACCAAGGUGUGGCAAUACAGCUACGACGACGAAGAGGAGGAGUCGGAGAGCGAACUUGACCUGGAAAUGGAGUUGGAAGAUCUGCAAGCCAGGAACACGGCUUCACCAUCCUCCGAGCACUUGCAGCUCUACUUAAACAGCCAAAUAGAGAACUGCCAGCCGGACUAUGAACCUGAUAUAGAGUACGGUUCCUCUUCGACCCAGUCGAUUCACUACAACAAGCAGCAGAUUCAAAUCCUAAACUAUCUGAAGUCAGAUGACGCCAGAGCGACCUUCUUGAACGAGAACAAUGCCCGCUCCCUGGCUGUUAAUGACUACAUAUCCAAACAACUCCUUCAACUCAAACGCAGGCUCAGCCGGAGCGAUGCAGACAACUCGAAUAGCAAGCCCAGCAGCGGCAACCACUUCAAGCAUAUCUAUUUUCUGUCCAAUUCGGACGGAGCCUCAGCUACUCUGCAUUUCCGUCAGUUAUACGUGUCGUCUAUUAAGCAAAAAUUUGUGCUGUUCCUCAUAGAUGUGGGAUCGGCUCUGAACGCAGAAUUAUUCGACCUUACAAAAAGCUUUGUUCAUGAAAUGCUCCAACUGCUGGAGGAUACGGAUAAAGUUUCACUGGUGACUGUUUCUAGUGAGGCGAACUUUAUGUCCCUGGAUGCUUUUUCAGCCGAGGCUGGCCACGGGAUAUACAGUGCAACUCGUGCCCACAAAGAGGAGAUCUUCAGCUACAUUAACAACCUUAACAGGGCACAAGCUCUCACGAAUCACACUUUGGGAUUUGAGUACGCAUUCGGGUUGCUACAUCGACUACAGCAAUCGGGAAUGAUUAACACGGCAGAACAACCUGUGGAAUUCGUCUACGUUACGCGUGGUCUUCUGACAAAUUUAUCUGAUGCGAUGGCCGUUCUGCGAGUGGUGGCCGAUGGGCAAAGAAAGCUUAGAGCUCCAGUGAUCAUUAAUACAUGUGCUGUAGUACUGGAUGAGAAGCGGAUUAUGUAUGAAAAGCAAUUCCUCAACGACGUGGCCUCACAGAACUACACAAAAUACGAAAUUGACGUAUCAAACUGGUGGCCCAGUGGACAGCUAGCAUCUCAAUUAGCAGGACGCUUCUUUGUACUUAGCAAAAUGCAUGCAGAGUCUACGCUACCGCAAACGAGUUCGAGAAUCUUUGGACAGCUGUUUCAGGAGCGGUAUUUAAGUGAUACUCUGGAGGUGCAUCCCCCAGUUGUGGACGCAGACAGCGGAGAUGUUCUGGUCUCCAUCACGCACGCCGUCGCUCCGUAUGGCAUUGUGGGCGUUAAUUUGUACCUGGCGGAUCUGCUCGAGGAUCUGCUUAACUAUCCCAGUGCUGCAUCUAGUACCAAGCAGGGCAGUGGGUACGCCUUCCUCCUCGAUCGCUCGACGGGGAACACUCUUGCCCAUCCGGCCUUUCCACGGCCACUUAUCCAACGCGAGACCUCAUAUCCCGUAAAUAUCGCUUACCUGGAAAACGCCACAGACUUUUCUAGUCUUAUUCGGGAGCGCCUUUUGCACGAGGAGAGCGGCAACGCCACUACUGAUGUGUAUAUAGGCAGACAGCGGAUUAAGCGUACUUAUCACUGGCAAUCCGUGCUGGGAUUCUACGUGCUGUGCCUGGUGAGCAGUGGAGGAGAUUUCCUGCGCAAUGUUUCCUCUACGCAAAGAUACAACCUGAAGGAUACCGUAUCCAACUAUGAACCUGGCUACUAUGGCGAAAGCAUGGACUUGCUUUACCACCGCUUGGACCUCAAUCAGGGUGGCACUAACCAACCCAAGAUCUGUCGCUACUUCAGGCAAAUGGCCACAAUGGAUGCACCUACUCUGUUCCUUAGUGCCGCCGCAUUUGAGUCACCUUUCGGAUUUCUGCACAAUAAUAGGCCGCGAACCCAACUGCGACAUGUUGAGUCCAUAAUGGCCUAUCUCCGCGACUCAAGUGGCUUGUUGGCCAACAUGGGCCUGCGCCCCAGCAUUCGGCAUGAGGUGAGUGUGCUCUACCAGGCGAUACAGCAGUUGAGACGGCGCCACCAAGAUGCAAGAGGAUCGUUGCGUAGUCACAUCAUUCGACGGUACAUGGCCAGUGAGAGUGGAGUGCUGCUAUUGUAUCCAGGCUGUUUGCUCAGCAGUAGCUACGAUCCCACCCGAAGACCUUGGUUCCGACAGGCGAUGGCCCAGCCAGGCAAGAUUGUAAGCACAGCUCCUUAUCUGGAUGCCGGAGGAGCUGGGUACAUCAUCACCAUUGCACACACCAUCUUCGAGGGAAAAGCCCAUGCUUUACACUCUGUUCAGCAGGACAGGCCAGUGGCAGUGGUGGCUCUGGACGUUCCUUAUGCCUUCUACUACCGCCUGAUCCUGGAGGGCACUCCGAUCUGCCAACUGCCACACAUGAAAUGUCUACUGUUCGAGCAUGAAGGAUAUUUGCUUGCUCAUCCCAGCAUGUUGCAACCAGCUACGCCCACAAAGAACCAGCGCCGUCCUCACGAGCACCUCACGCACAAGGAGUCGUACUUGGCCAACGAUGUGCUCAACCACGCUCAGUUGGUCAGGAAACUGGGCUGCGCCAGCUAUCAAAAUCGAACGCUGCAGCGUUACUACGCAUUCAACACGACUCUUACCACUAUUCUGGGCAACGUGGUGCAUGGCGAAAGGACCAAGUACGCGAUAGCUCUGAUCCGAGGAAGCAACCUCUUCGCCGCCGUUCUGAACUCCAGCUGCGAUGGCGGUGCGUUUUGUCCAUGCAGCACCAUCGACCGCGAGUGCCUCAACUGCAAGCGGAUGGAUCAGACGGACUGCGAGUGCCCGUGUGAAUGUCCUAUGGUGGCAGACAGCAGCUCGCCGUCCUCGCUUGUCUACUUUGCCAACUACACACAACAGUUCCCGUACUGUCCGCCACCAAGUGAGCACUUCAUUGCACUGCCACCGACGCCGCAGCUGCUCAGUUCCCUGCCCAGUUGUCCCGGAUCUGCAGGCUUGUGCGAAACGUACUCCACGCAACGGGAAUGCCUCGGUGUGAUGGGCUGCGAAUGGUGUCAGCAGGAUGUGGAUGGGAGUAGCUUCUCAACCGCCUUCUGUUCGUCGCAGGCUAGCUGCUUCAAUGGAGUUCUUGCCUCUCUGACACCCUACGGCGAACUGGACGAGAUGGAGCUGCUGGCUGCCCACAAUCCGCAGAGGGAACAGCACGCCUACUCCGCCUUUGGACCGCUGGGAGGGGCCAUUGUGGUCCUGGCCAUGGUGAUAGGAUUCGCCAUCUACUGCUACAGGCACAAUCUGGAUGCGCAGACGCAGGAGCAGUUCUAUGUGGACUCGGUGCAGGAGGAGAACUACGGACUGCCGCUGUCCAGGUUUAACUUUGACGAUUGCAAGGCACAUGACGAACCGCCUUUGGGUGGCGGCUAUGACCACGCAUCUGCCCAGCGGCAGCUGAUGCACGCGGCGGACAUAUCGCCGUAUCACGUUUCCAGUGGCAGUAGCUACCGCCGGCCUCCGAAUGGGGAGUCGGAUCACGGCUACAGCACAAUGACGCCGCACGAGGACAGCUCCGACCAGCAGUGCUUCACGCUGGCGGAACCGCUGCUGCUGCACGACAAGCGGCACAGCAAGUCGGACACCAUGUCCAUAUCCACCUCCAUAUCGAGUCCCACGAAUCGCCAGCAGUCCUCCACGCAGCCGAACACGCAUCCGUACUUGAGCAAUCAGCCGACCUCGAAGACGGAGCGCUACAAGCAGGUGCAGGCCACGCCGUCGCCAUGUCGGGGACCGCCAGCGGGAGUGGUUGGUGUCUACGGACAGACGACGUUGCCCCUCGAGGGGGAUGAGGCCCGACCGCACUACAUCCUGGCGCCAGUGACGGUGCAUCGGCAUAUGGAAACUGCCGAAUCGUAGUCCACAUAGAGUUGUUAAGUUUUAGAGCCUAAGAUGUCCGCUUGUUUGCCAAUUUAGUUGUGUAAGUUCCGAAACGGGCAGUUCAACUGCCGCCAGUCCAGUACGAUGGGUAUCCAUUCCAGACUUAACAAAGCUCGCGAUGGACUCCAGUUUUUGCCCAUCUGUAUCUAUUAUAGACUAAGUACGAGUCUAACACCAACUAUUAAGUGAUGACAUUGUUUCUGCCAUUUUUGAUCGAUGUAUUGUAUUGUAUUUUACUGUAAUUUAUUGCAAAAAGUAUUACUAUAUUAUGUGCAGCUAUAUACUUCCGAUAUUUUUAGCAUUUAUUUUAUAAGCACCCACAACAGAAAUGUAUGUACUUACUUGUCUGAUUGUAAGAUACCAUGUCGUAUACCGUUUUUUGUAAUAGAUCCUAAGUCCACAAAGUUACUAACUACCGAUUUUAGUACUACACAUCUAUAAUAGCAUUGUACGUUUCAAAUAAAAUGUUUAAAUUUUGCAAAAAAAAAAAAAAA
Drosophila ficusphila is the source of this 5156-nucleotide messenger RNA. RefSeq names its product VWFA and cache domain-containing protein CG16868. NCBI's taxonomy places the organism in Eukaryota, Metazoa, Arthropoda, Insecta, Diptera, Drosophilidae. Gene Ontology annotation, molecular function: voltage-gated calcium channel activity. The record is from RefSeq and is a predicted model, not a curated record. The transcript is spliced from 6 exons. Gene Ontology annotation, cellular component: voltage-gated calcium channel complex. Bases 289 to 4641 code for a protein of 1450 amino acids.